Molecule: messenger RNA, 1557 nt
Organism: Salarias fasciatus (jewelled blenny)
Lineage: Eukaryota; Metazoa; Chordata; Actinopteri; Blenniiformes; Blenniidae
Product: chemokine-like protein TAFA-1
Exons: 6
Coding region: 199-636 (145 amino acids)
Biological process (GO): neuroblast differentiation; regulation of neuroblast proliferation
Molecular function (GO): receptor ligand activity
Source: RefSeq, a predicted model, not a curated record
CGACUCCGGCUUGACGGUCAUUUCUGAAUCACUGGACUGUUGCUAUCAAAGUGUGGAGCGGGGGACGCAGAGUCACCGGAGUUUUCUCCUCCAGCCGUAUUCAGAGUGAUUGGAUGGGAUCAACAUGAGCAGAAAUAUGGAUGGAUUUAUGUCACUCUGUUGAGAUAUUUAUACACUCUUUGUUGGAUUGCUCAGCAGAUGUGUCCUGUCAUGUCCUGGCUGCUCUGCCUGUGCCUCUGGGUCAGCGUGACUGCCAUCCAGCUGUGUCAGGCCACUUUCUACGACACCAUCCAGCAGCAUGGGACGAGGCCUGGCCGGACCACCAUCCACAUGAUCGAGGGGGGCACAUGUGAAGUAAUUGCUGCGCACAGAUGCUGUAAUAAGAAUCGCAUUGAGGAGCGGUCACAGACAGUCAAGUGCUCUUGUCUGCCGGGGAAAGUGGCCGGAACGACCAGAAACAGGCCUUCGUGUGUGGACGCAUCCAUAGUAAUUGGGAAGUGGUGGUGUGAGAUGGAGCCUUGCCUAGAGGGGGAGGAAUGCAAGACGCUCCCUGACAACUCAGGCUGGAUGUGCUACGCCGGGAACAAGAUCAAAACCACAAGGAACACUCAGCCAUACACCACAUCGACAUAUUAACGUUCUGCGGAGAAAGGAGGGAAGGGAACACCUCUGGUGCAAAGGUUAAUUUGCAGCACAUUCAUUGGACCAAUUAUCACAAGAGACAAUGAACCUAUUGUUGCUUUAAGAUAUGUGAACACUUCUCAAAUCAAGUGUAUAAAGAUGUAGAAUACAUAAAGCACAUCCUGCUCAAGGCUCCUGAAAAUACUGACGCUCCAUGCUGCCUGUGGGGAACUUCAUCAUAACCUUGUAAUGAAAAUAUUUGCAUCUUUUCCUUUUUUCUUUUUUUCUUUUCCAAGAGAACAAAAAAAAAAACGCAUUAACUGUCUGUACGUUUGGAUUAAUAUCUGGAGAGUGUGUGACGUCCCUCCUCAGACAUCAGUAAGACAGAUGUCUACUGUGAAGCACCAAACAGGAGAGGAAUAUAUCAAAGGACACGAGAUGAGAAAGUACAGAAGCUGACAGCCCUCAGGAUUUUCUUUUCUCUUUUUAAUAUUGUGGGAGGAAAAAUAUUGUACAUAAACUGUUUGUCCUUUCCUGUGUACAUGAACUUUAAUGGUGGUGGUGAAUCUUCCUUCUUCUUACCCACAUGAUGCGGCACAACCAAAGUUUGAUGCGUUCAAGGACACAACGUUGGGAUGAAACGGAGGAAGAAAAUGUUUUAUAAAAACAGCUUGUGCGUCUUGUUACAUCUUACCAUUUGUUUGUAUGGUUCUCGUACGCCUCCGAUCACCUCUUCAAUGGCUUUACCAGUCAGAUUUGGUAACGUGUCAGCUCCCCUGAACCCGAUCGAUUCACCAAAAAUGUGAUACCAGUAGGUCAUAUUCGAUACUUGAAAUGCCUUAUUUGUGUUGAAUCAUCCUGAUGAUGACAUUGUACAUAUGAAGCCAUCUGUUGGUGUGUGCUGAGAAUUCAUUAAAGUCAUUGUUCCUGUUGCUU